Lachancea dasiensis is the source of this 1362-nucleotide messenger RNA. NCBI's taxonomy places the organism in Eukaryota, Fungi, Ascomycota, Saccharomycetes, Saccharomycetales, Saccharomycetaceae. The record is from the annotation of a GenBank genome assembly.
AUGAUAGAAAGGCGGGUAUUUCUCCAUGCUAGUAAACUUUCGAAGCAUAGCUUUUUUCAUCAUUCUUUGUAUCCCAUUGUGGUCACUCGAUGCUACAGCGGUUCCAAUGGCUUUAACAAUGAACCCAGUAAAGAACUGCCAAAUAAGCCGCGAGAUAAGCUAUUUGAUCCAUAUUGGGCUGCAUUACGGGUUAAGUGGUCUGAUUCACGGACUAAACUGAAGCACUACUCGACACAAUUCCGAAAACAUGCAGAUAAAGCCAAGGUUGCCAUCCAGGAAGCAAAUCGAAAGCUUGCCAUGGCUGAACAGGCCGAGAAGGACAGUCGUUUACAGUUUGACACGGAUAUGGAGACUAGGGGAAGAAUUGAGGGGCUCCCUUCGGAACGAGAACGCUACAGAAGGCGCUGGGCCAAGAAAUUAGAGUUAUAUUUUGAUUCCUUGCAAGAAACCAUUUUUACAGCCACUCGAGCGUUAAACGAUGUUACCGGAUAUUCCAGCAUUCAGAAACUGCGUACGAGUAUUGAAAUGAUGGAGGUGCAACUAGAAGCUGCCAAAGGACAGGUAAAGUCUUCAAAGGUGCAGUACAACGAUGCGAUUGACGUUCGUGCCAGAUCACAAGUCGAAGUUAAUGAUUUAUUGCAACGUAAGCAUUCGUGGACUGCCCAAGAUCUUGAUCGAUUCACGCUUUUGUACAAGGACGACAGUCUUAACGUGAAGCGCGAAGAAGAUGCCAAAAAGAGACUACAGGAGGCGGAGGCUCGGGAAGAACAGCUCUCUGAUGGGCUUUAUAGGGCUAUUCUGACCAGGUAUCAUGAAGAACAAAUAUGGUCUGAUAAAAUUCGUCGAACCUCUACUUGGGGAACCUUCAUAUUAAUGGGGAUGAAUAUUUUCUUGUUUCUGGUGUUCCAACUUUUAUUGGAACCAUGGAAGAGACGCAGGCUAGUGGGAAAUUUUGAAGACAAGGUGAAGAAAGCUCUCGACGAACAGGCCUCUCUACAGAGCUCCCGAUUGACGGAAAUGUCGGAUCAGAUCUCUACAACAUUGGACCAAAGAGGUAUGCAAGCUAAAAACUCAAGUCAAGAGACUAUCGAGGGCUCUUCAACAACUAAAGUUAUAGAAAACGAUUUGAAAAUCCCAACUAGGAGUCUCUCUGAACAUCAAUUGAAGGGAUUUCAUUUUUUGAGUCACUCCUUCGAUAAUCUAUUUAUGUGGGCUCAAAUAUUUCUACAAAAAGUCUACAGUAUGCAUCGGAAAGCAUUUCAAUCACCUUCUACUGCAACUACGACUUUCACGGUUUCCGAAUUCUACGCCUAUGGUAUGCUUUUUGGCUCGCUAGGUUUUAUGGCAUCCUGGUUACUGUGA